AUGUCCACAUUCGAUGAUAUCAAAAAAGGAAAGGAAGACGACGAGGAGGAUUCAGACGACGCGUUGUUGUGGCAAAUCGUCUCCAGCAAGCGCUCGGCGCGAGGGAAAAAACAUCUCCGAAACGUCCAACUCGCGAAAACGAAAUUCCGCCUCGGCGAAGACGAAGACGAAGACAAAGAAGAGGACGAAGACGACGACUUCGAAACGCUCGUGAGGGACACGGAGAGAAAACUGGAACGCGCGAAACGAGACGUGAAAGAGUCGAUUUUUUUCGAGCGUUUCCUGCGCAGGCUGCUCGUCGACGACGAAAACGAAAACGAAAACGAAAACGAAACCGACUCGGAGGAACAACCAAGUCGAAGGUGGUUUUUGAGGAGGUUGUUAAAAAGUGUCACAAAAAUGGUCGUUUUAGGCACCGGAUCGUUCAGACACUCGGCGACGAGUCGGUUUCAGAUGAUGUUUGCACUUUUAUUGGCAGAAGAAUCCGAGGAGGAAGAGAGCGAAGAAAAGAUGGUGUUUAGCGCUUUGAAGAAUGUGUGUAUAUACGACCCGGCGUUCGGGAAGGUGGAUUUGGAAGUUUUAAAACGGAUGAAGGUGGGAAGAGAAGGCGUGAGCGUGGAAGCGUGGUCGGCGGAACGGUCGAAGGAGUUCGUUGAGAAUAGCGGAGAAGAAAAGGAUGAGAGAGUAUUCGCGUACAUGCCUCACUGCGAGGCGGAUUUAUACGAGGAAAUUUUAGCGCACCGCUGGAAUGUGGUGAGUAGCGGCGAAAACGAAGAGGACGAUCCCCUGGGAAAGAUACUUCUUUGCGGGAAUAAGUUCUCUAACUAUUACGAGCGAUGGUCGUUCGCGAACAACUCGAGGUUGACCACGAAGACGAAACGGAAACCGAGUCGAGUCGUAGUCGUUGGAAACCAGGAAAACGCGUGCAUCGAGAAGGAAAUAUCGUUGGAAGAUGAAACGAAGGAGUCGAAGUUUUCGUUACACAACGGCGCAUUUAACGAUACGGCCGUGCACGUGUUUAAGAGCGGGUUUGUUCGUCCUGGUUUUUAG
Bathycoccus prasinos is the source of this 1050-nucleotide messenger RNA. RefSeq lists its product with no specific name. The record is from RefSeq and is a predicted model, not a curated record. The transcript has a single exon. The coding region runs from base 1 to 1050 and encodes 349 amino acids. Lineage: Eukaryota; Viridiplantae; Chlorophyta; Mamiellophyceae; Mamiellales; Bathycoccaceae. Gene Ontology annotation, cellular component: nucleus; cytoplasm. Gene Ontology annotation, biological process: microtubule-based process.